UCAGAUGCACACAUCCGUCUAAAACGCCAUCUGCAAAACAGGGAUUCCAACGCCAGUGAAUCCUUCGCCAGAAAAGAAAUUCAAAUGGCCUGUACAAUUCAUUGUGCGAAAGGAAUCAGGGGACGCCGAGGCAGGCCUGGUACUCCAGGCAAGCAUGGUCCGCCUGGGCCCCAGGGACCACAGGGGCCUAAAGGUUCUCAGGGAGAUCAGGGGCCUCCUGGACCUAGGGGCAAUCAGGGCCCUCAAGGACCCAGGGGUGAUCCUGGUGACUCCAUCUCAGCUCCUUCUAUUGUGACAUACCCAGUUUCCACUGUGGUAAACGAAACUGAUGUAGCUUCACUGCAGUGUAAGGUUAAAGGAAAUCCUGUUCCUCAAAUUACAUGGCUUAAAGAGAAUACCAGUCUUCCAGCCGACAAACGAAUCGUACAGUCUCGUGGAGGUUUAAUGAUUAAGGAUGUGACGUCACAAGAUGGUGGAGUGUACACGUGCGUAGCAAGCAACAUUCUUGGAUUAAUAAAAAAAUCGGCCACCUUAACUGUCCAAGGUAACAUGCUCCUCCUUUGUUAUUAAUUGGAAAGUCAUGGAUUAAAAGCUAUUAAUAAGAAAUCAAACUCUAUUAAAUGAUAUACUUUCAACUUGAAAUUAGGCGUAUUAAUAGUCAACGAUGUCUGUUAAAUUCCCCAUGAACAAUUAUUAAUAUCCCACUGUCCAUAUAGCCUACUAAUGAUGAUGAGUCUUGUCAAAACUGCCUGUUUUUAGUGAAUAGAGCGGUAAUUGGGCUAUAAAUACAACUUCGACGACUAUAGUGUCCUAUAUACCUAAUUAUAUACGGGGGAUUCUAUGCAAGACGAUUUGCAACGAUGAUUUUUAAGGCAACAUUGUUGGAACAAUUCGAAGAAAUUUCCCCGCAAUGUUGCAAUUGCCUAAUUUCAUACUGCGCGGGGGACUAUCACUACCGGAUGUUCCCGGAGAUUUUAAAAAGUCCAGUUUCAAAAUGGCGGAUAGUCGGAGUAAAAACUCGAACGAAAGCAUUCUUUUUCGAAGAAAUAUUGAUCAAUAUUCCCUCGGAGAAUCUGUCUACACUUAGUAAGGAAAGGAUGCAGUAUUUCUGCCAUGCCCUGAAGCUAAACUUAAGAAGCAGACACUCAGCAAGUGCAAGCAAUUGUUCGAUGAACAGGUCGCUCGAACCAAACAUGAUUAUAAAUUUUCUACAGCAAAGGAUCCUCUGUUUAAUUCUACCCGCAUAUGAAAAGUAGAGGAUCAUUGCAGGAAAGAACACAGAUGUGAUUGUGCACGUACCGAUCGUAUCCUAAGUAUGCUGGAGCAAAACUUAAAAGAGCAGUACAGAAGGGGUUACCUGGAUUAUUCCCGUCGCGGAAAAGAGCAAUGUCCGUGAAAGGUAAUGAGUGUAGUGAACUUUGUGGCCUUAUGUAUGUUAAACCUAGUAUUGUUCACAUGAAGGGAGAUAAGGGACUAGUCUAUACUCAGUGCAUGCUAGCCAAAAGGUAGAUUCUUGAUUGUGAUUACAGGCUGAUUGCCCAAAUUACAGGAACUGCAGUGUUACCGGACGAGAAAUGCCUCUCAAGUAAGACUGAAGUAUACUUGCUUUUAUCCAUGUUCAGUGAGAAUUGUUUCCGGUCUGAUCUUUAGGAUUUCCACUGAGACCGUACGCAGCGACGGGGAGAAAAUCUGACGUAAGUCUUGCCGACCUAAUUUACACUGUUGCCGUUUCACUCAGGGUCACUCUGGCGUGUUUCGCUUUUUGGUAGUUUUUAUUUUACGGUUUGGAAAAAACAGGUACACCCACUCCCUUAUCAUUCCCUAAUAUUCCGUCGGAUCCAGCGCCGUGAAGAGAGCUAAACUCGACGGUUCUUUGUUCAAAUUUUUUGUCGAACAAUCCGGGAAUCCUUCCAAUACUUCCAAGCAGCGAAAGUGUCCGAUUCAGGAGCCUAUCAAAUGGAGCCUCCAUCUCCCAUACAAGCCCUUGGAGUCAACCCUUUCCCGAGUAGAUUUAUAAUUAGAACGGUUCCCAGGGGAGACUUCGCGCGCCGACGGUGGGAAGAGCCAAUCACAACGACUAAAUGACACUGCUAUUGUACUUCAUGAAACAGCAGGAAAUCCGGUGCUGACAGGCCAAACAAAAUCAUAAGCUAGUGAAACGUGACUUUAGCGUUUUCAUCCCUCAGAGAUUUUCUUUCCUUUCUUUCUAGCGGGUAGAUUAUACUGUGGAGAGUUUUAAACUCUGACUAUGUUAAUCUUAAUUUUGGUUGCUUGUCUCACAUUAAGCUGGUCUGUUACAUGCGUAAGGAUUAACUACUACCUGCAGUCUGUAGUUCUGACAGGAUUAGUUUUCUUUAGCCAAUUUUUUUGAGCGUUAAGGUUCUUAUUAACCAAAUUUCUAGUUUUUCAAGUUUUUAUCCGAAAUGCGUUUGUCUGAAUAAAUACUGUGGUUGUUUUGUCCGUCAGUUAGUGUGAUGAUUCCCUGCUAUGUUUUGUAACGCCGAGCCCAGCCAUUGUUUUCUCGCAAAAAAAGUGAUCUACAGAUGCGAAUUCAAAGGAAAGAAUUGGCCUAAACUUCUACAUUAAUUGCUGAGAAUUCUCCUGUUGGUCAGUCAUAAUUCUUUGGGCGCAGAUACAAUCCAUUUUCUUUUUCUUGAGAUAAGAGGGUCUUUGGACUGGAACGCGAUGUCACAAAUUCCACCGUUAGCAAAUUACUUUUGAGUUAGCUUCAUCACGGUCGAGCAACUGUUGUCUUCUGUUCAACUUUUCAAGUGCCAGUUUUAUCAGGCAACCCUCAUGGUGAUACAAGUCAGUUGUAAAGGAAGACUGCAAUUUUUCUGAAGCAUUCCUCCUUAGUUGCUACUUAGGUCAUCGCUUUUGCACACGGUGCUUAACUGGCGAAAUCCACUACACGGCGAUGACAAAAAUAAAUGAUCCUGGCACUUUUUCGGCGCUGAUCAUCGAAAAGUUUCAAAUCGUCCACAGAACGCUUAAUCGUCGACUCUUUUCAAGGUGCAUGCUUAAAUGUGGGAUGUAUGAAGGCAAAAAAAAAAAAACAAAAACAAACACUCGCAAAGAACCUUUCCGUGAUCCUCAGUUCGCUGCCUUUGUCCCAUCGCUUCAUGCUCAGUCUCAGUCGGGUAAUUCAUUAACUUUUAUUUCAUCCCAGAUCCCAGCGGCUGUAAAACUGUAAAAAUGGACGUAUAGUAAAAAAGGAAAACGGUCGAAGGACGGGCUUCUGAGUUCGACUUCAUCCAACUUCAUUUUUUUCACGGUGACAUACGAGACUCACGGAAAUAUGACACUCUUCGCGGGAAACAAGCCGUUCUAUUUAUAAAUCUACUCGGGAAAGGGUUGACUCAAGAAAUUAAUGGAGAUGGAGGCUCCAUUUGAUGGGCUCCUGUCCGAUUAGAUCUUUCUUUUCUCGAAAUUUUUAAUCGAGGUUCUUUAUCGCAGUAAAACAACUGUUCGUAGCUUUAGAGUAUUAACUUUCUGGAGUAAUCUGGCCCUUAAUAUCGUUUCAACUAUACGCAAUGACCUUUGCUUUACCUUCUAUUUUGAAAGCCAUUUUCAAUCCCGAAUCUGAAAAGUCUGGGAAAAUCCGGUAGUGCCAGGCUUCUGCGCGGUAUGAAAUUAGGCAAUGCUGUAUUGCACUGUAAACUGUCGUUGUGAAUCGUCCCCUGUAACAUUGCUCAGGAAAAAAUAAUGCGACAGAAACUGUUAUCGGUAGAUUCUAGGUUCGGCUCUAAUCAAGGGAACUCGGAGACGUUUUCCCAGAACCCUCUGUUUUAAUUUACUUGUAACUUGUUUUUAUUAACUUGGCUUAUUAUAUUUCUUCAUUACUUUAAAGUUUCUGCCUUAAUCAAUCAAAAACCCUCGUCUGUUUUUGCUGAAGUAGGGGAAAACGUGAGGUUGCAGUGUAAAGCUACAGGUCUUCCAAAACCAACGAUCACGUGGCGGAGAGCAUUUGGUUCCUUGCCAAGAGGGAAGACUGAAGUGGAUGAUGGGAAAUUGACAAUUCGUAACAUAGCUAAAGCUGAUAGCGGGGAUUACGCAUGCUCGGCGAAGAAUUUUCUUGGACAGGACUUUGUUGUUGCUCAGUUAAUAGUGAUUAACAGGCUCACAUUUACCCUUACUCCUCCCCGGAAAGUUACUGUAUCACAGUCACGCAACUUGUUGCUAAACUGUGCAGCUCAAGGUAACACUGAGAUCACGUGGAAGAGAACUGGAAAAGGCUUACCUCACAGCCACGUGAUUUAUUCAAAUGGAACUUUGCUCCUCAGAAGCGUGGUUACAAACGAUGCCGGAACAUAUUCUUGCGUGGCUAAGAACGCACUUCGUUCUGUUGAAGCAACUUCUGUUGUUGAAGUGUACAACAAACCUUUGUCCUGUAGCAGUAUAAAAUCAGGCCGCAGUGGAAGCUCUUCAGGUAAUUAUAUUAUUGACCCUGAUGGCAAAGGAGGCGUGGCCUCGUUCAGUGUGUAUUGUAACAUGAGUGACAAGGGAGGAGUUGGCGUGACAGUUAUAAGUCACGACAGUGAGAGUAGAACCCAUGUUGCUAAUAUUCCUGGAUGUGGUAGUCCAGGUUGUUACAGGAAAGAUGUGACCUACACUGGAGUCAGCACCGCUCAGUUGGCAGCACUCACGCGAGUCUCACAGAACUGUGAACAGUUUAUCAAGUUUGAAUGCAAUAAUCGCGUAGCUUUUAUUUCAAGAUCGCCAGGUGAUAAUUAUGCAUGGUGGGUUUCACGUGACGGAACACGUAUGAACUACUGGGGUGGAGCGACAGGCCAAGAUAACAUGUGCGCAUGCGGAGUAACAAACUCGUGCUCUAAUGGUAAAAAGUGUAAUUGUCACAACUAUGCCAACGGUUGGAGAGAGGACAGUGGUUUACUGACAGACAAGUCUGCUCUUCCUGUGAAACAGAUCAGACUGGGAGACUUGGAUGGUUCAAGUGAGGAAGGUUAUCACACAUUAGGAAAACUCAAAUGUUAUGGACAGGCAUGA
This is a messenger RNA of Porites lobata, 5007 nucleotides long. NCBI's taxonomy places the organism in Eukaryota, Metazoa, Cnidaria, Anthozoa, Scleractinia, Poritidae. The record is from the annotation of a GenBank genome assembly.